UACACGCUAAAAGUCCUGAUUAUUUACAUGGAGUCUGGUGGAGAUAUGCUGGCUCUAUACACGCUAAAACUCUGGCUCUCUGUGUCCUGCAGAUUGACGUACAGAGCCCAGCAAACGCUGUGGUGGAUAAUGGCGAUGUGCUCGAAUACGAUUUGCUUCGCUCUGGUGUGUGACAUCUCAGAUAAAAUAAUCCAUCAGAUCCAUUCGCGCUGUGUCGUGCUGCACUACGCCAAGCUGACGGACGGGCAGAUCCGGGCACACCUUCAGGAUGUCGUCCAGAAGGAGGAGCUGUCGGUGUCUGAUGACGGUCUGGACGCCGUCAUAUUCACCGCACAGGGAGACAUGAGACAGGCGCUGAACAACCUGCAGGCGACCCAUUACAGGUUUGGCUUAAUCAACAGUGAGAACGUUAUCAAAGUGUGCGAUGCAAGCUGGGACGGUGCGUGGCGGGCGGCGUCGACCGGGCGUAACGCAAGGUGGAAGGGGCGCACGGAUACUCGCCAGAUGACAUCAUGGGGAACAACGCCAGGGUCUGUAAGACCCUCCCCAUGGCCUCAAGCUGUAUUUCAUCGAGGUGAAGCUCCGCCCACUAAACACACAAACACACGCACAAACACACACACACAGGAGGAGAAGGAAGGGGAGCAUAGGGACCAUGAUCAUGCUGAGAUUCUGACGGUCGAGUGCGCGCAGCAGAAGCCGGUAGAAAGCACUCCCAAGGCGACCUCUUCCGAGCUGCCCUGGGUAGAGAAAUACCGGCCUGUUCAACUGCGCCAGAUUGUGGGGAACGAAGAGACGGUGAGUCGUCUGGAAGGGUUCGCCAGCGAGGGAAACGUCCCCAAUAUCAUCAUAGCAGGUCCUCGAGGAACAGGGAGAACCACCAGCAUCUUGUGUUUGUCCCGGGCACUGCUGGGAGCAUCGAUGAAGGACGCUGUGCUGCAGCUCAGCGCCUCCAACAAAAGGGGAAUUGAUGGUGUUAGGAGAAAAAUCAAGGUGUUUGCUCAGCAGAAAGUCACCCUACCCACAGGACGACAAAAGAUUGUGAUCCUGCAUGAAGCAGACAGCUUGACCUACGCCGCCCAGCACACGCUGAGGUGGAUCAUGGUGAUGUGCGGGAAGACCAUGCGUUUUGCUCUGGUGUGUAACAACUCAGAUAAGGUUAUCGAGCAGAUCCAUCGCUGUGUCGUGCUGCACUAUGCCAAGCUGACGGACGGGCAGAUCCGGGCACACCUUCAGGACGUCGUCCAGAAGGAGGAGCUGUCGGUGUCUGACGACGGUUUGGAGGCCGUUAUCUUCACCGCCCAGGGAGACAUGAGACAGGCGCUGAACAACCUGCAGGCGACCCAUUACAGGUUUGGCUUAAUCAACAGUGAGAACGUUAUCAAAGUGUGCGAUGCAAGCUGGGACGCUGCGUGGCGGGCGGCGUCAACCGGGCGUAACGCAAGGUGGAAGGGGCGCACGGAUACUCGCCAGAUGACAUCAUGGGGAACAACGCCAGGGUCUGUAAGACCCUCCCCAUGGCCUCAAGCUGUAUUUCAUCGAGGUGAAGCUCCGCCCACUAAACACACAAACACACGCACAAACACACACACACAGGAGGAGAAGGAAGGGGAGCAUAGGGACCAUGAUCAUGCUGAGAUUCUGACGGUCGAGUGCGCGCAGCAGAAGCCGGUAGAAAGCACUCCCAAGGCGACCUCUUCCGAGCUGCCCUGGGUAGAGAAAUACCGGCCUGUUCAACUGCGCCAGAUGGUGUGGGGAAACGAAGAGACGGUGAGUCGUCUGGAAGGGUUCGCCAGCGAGGGAAACGUCCCCAAUAUCAUCAUAGCAGGUCCUCGAGGAACAGGGAGAACCACCAGCAUCUUGUGUUUGUCCCGGGCACUGCUGGGAGCAUCGAUGAAGGACGCUGUGCUGCAGCUCAGUGCCUCCAACAAAAGGGGAAUUGAUGGUGUUAGGAGAAAAAUCAAGGUGUUUGCUCAGCAGAAAGUCACCCUACCCACAGGACGACAAAAGAUUGUGAUCCUGCAUGAAGCAGACAGCUUGACCUACGCCGCCCAGCACACGCUGAGGUGGAUCAUGGUGAUGUGCGGGAAGACCAUGCGUUUUGCUCUGGUGUGUAACAACUCAGAUAAGGUUAUCGAGCAGAUCCAUUCGCGCUGUGUCGUGCUGCACUACGCCAAGCUGACGGACGGGCAGAUCCGGGCACACCUUCAGGACGUCAUCCAGAAGGAGGAGCUGUCGGUGUCUGACGACGGUUUGGAGGCCGUUAUCUUCACCGCCCAGGGAGACAUGAGACAGGCGCUGAACAACCUGCAGGCGACCCAUUACAGGUUUGGCUUAAUCAACAGUGAGAACGUUAUCAAAGUGUGCGAUGCAAGCUGGGACGCUGCGUGGCGGGCGGCGUCGACCGGGCGUAACGCAAGGUGGAAGGGGCGCACGGAUACUCGCCAGAUGACAUCAUGGGGAACAACGCCAGGGUCUGUAAGACCCUCCCCAUGGCCUCAAGCUGUAUUUCAUCGAGGUGAAGCUCCGCCCACUAAACACACAAACACACGCACAAACACACACACACAGGAGGAGAAGGAAGGGGAGCAUAGGGACCAUGAUCAUGCUGAGAUUCUGACGGUCGAGUGCGCGCAGCAGAAGCCGGUAGAAAGCACUCCCAAGGCGACCUCUUCCGAGCUGCCCUGGGUAGAGAAAUACCGGCCUGUUCAACUGCGCCAGAUUGUGGGGAACGAAGAGACGGUGAGUCGUCUGGAAGGGUUCGCCAGCGAGGGAAACGUCCCCAAUAUCAUCAUAGCAGGUCCUCGAGGAACAGGGAGAACCACCAGCAUCUUGUGUUUGUCCCGGGCACUGCUGGGAGCAUCAAUGAAGGACGCUGUGCUGCAGCUCAGUGCCUCCAACAAAAGGGGAAUUGAUGGUGUUAGGAGAAAAAUCAAGGUGUUUGCUCAGCAGAAAGUCACCCUACCCACAGGACGACAAAAGAUUGUGAUCUUGCAUGAAGCAGACAGCUUGACCUACGCCGCCCAGCACACGCUAAGGUGGAUCAUGGUGAUGUGCGGGAAGACCAUGCGUUUUGCUCUGGUGUGUAACAACUCAGAUAAGGUUAUCGAGCAGAUCCAUUCGCGCUGUGUCGUGCUGCACUAUGCCAAGCUGACGGACGGGCAGAUCCGGGCACACCUUCAGGACGUCGUCCAGAAGGAGGAGCUGUCGGUGUCUGACGACGGUUUGGAGGCCGUUAUCUUCACCGCCCAGGGAGACAUGAGACAGGCGCUCAACAACCUGCAGUCGACCUACUCCAGCUUUGGCUGCGGGAGAUCUGUCACACUCACAUGAGGACAUCUGAAGGCGUGAACUCUCUGCUGCAGAUGGCCGGGCUGCUGGGGACACUCUGCAGCAAGAUAGCGCCCCCCCCUGACUCUAUACACGAUAAAAGUCCUGAUUAUUUACAUGGAGUCUGGUGGAGAUAUGCUGGCUCUAUACACGCUUAAAAUCCCGAUUAUUUACAUGGAGUCUGGUGGAAAUAUAUGACAGCAGUCAGCACAUUUCAAAUUACAAGGAGGGUGAGCCAGAUUUUCCCCACGAAGGUUGAGUGGUUGGAAAUCUCCUCCAACAGACGCGUAAGAAAACCCCAACUCAUCUAGCUUCUGCAGCAGAAGGGAAGCUCUCAUAACCUGUGCAGAAAAGUAGGGGUGGAAAAUAUGACAAGAUGAUUAUUCAGAUUAUUAUAUUAAAAGUUAAGAAAAGAAGUAACCUACAAUCCCGCCAGACUCCAUGUAAAUAAUCACUACUUUUAUCAUCUUUUUUCAUCUUUCCACUGUUCCAACAAUCACCACUCUGGUUUGGUUUAAAUAAACCUUUAAUUCACUUUUGUUUGUUUUUGUUAUUUAGAGCUAAUGGAGAUAUCAGCACACAUUUUGAAUAAAGACACGAUACAUAUGCUUUUAUUUAUUUUAUUUUAUUUACUUUCUCAACAAUCUCUGAAACUGGUUCAGUAUUAAACAAGAAACAAGCUAUAACGUAACCUGAAAUCACCAUCAACAAACUCACCAGACUCCAUGUGAAUAAUCACUACUUUUAUCAUCUUUGUUCAUCUUUCCACUGUUCCAACAAUCACCACUCUGGUUUGGUUUAAAUAAACCUUUAAUUCACUUUUGUGUGUGUGUGUAUUUAGAGCUAAUGGAGAUAUCAGCACACAUUUUGAAUAAAGACACGAUACAUAUGCUUUUAUUUUAUUUACUUUCCCAACAAUCUCUGAAACUGGUUCAGUAUUAAACAAGAAAUAAGCUAUAACGUAACCCGAAAUCACCAUCACCAAACUCACCAGACUCCAUGUAAAUAAUCACUACUUUUAUCAUCUUUGUUCAUCUUUCCACUGUUCCAACAAUCACCACUCUGGUUUGGUUUAAAUAAACCUUUAAUUCACUUUUGUGUGUGUGUGUGUUUAGAGCUAAUGGAGAUAUCAGCACACAUUUUGAAUAAAGACACGAUACAUAUGCUUUUAUUUUAUUUACUUUCCCAACAAUCUCUGAAACUGGUUCAGUAUUAAACAAGAAACAAGCUAUAACGUAACCCGAAAUCACCAUCACCAAACUCACCAGACUCCAUGUAAAUAAUCACUACUUUUAUCAUCUUUGUUCAUCUUUCCACUGUUCCAACAAUCACCACUCUGGUUUGGUUUAAAUAAACCUUUAAUUCACUUUUGUGUGUGUGUGUAUUUAGAGCUAAUGGAGAUAUCAGCACACAUUUUGAAUACAGACACGAUACAUAUGCUUUUAUUUUAUUUACUUUCCCAACAAUCUCUGAAACUGGUUCAGUAUUAAACAAGAAACAAGCUAUAACGUAACCCGAAAUCACCAUCACCAAACUCACCAGACUCCAUGUAAAUAAUCACUACUUUUAUCAUCUUUGUUCAUCUUUCCACUGUUCCAACAAUCAGAUGGCCGGGCUGCUGGGGACAGAUAUGCUGGCUCUAUACACAAAAGUCCUGAUUAUUUACAUGGAGUCUGGUGG
Molecule: messenger RNA, 5010 nt
Organism: Perca fluviatilis (European perch)
Lineage: Eukaryota; Metazoa; Chordata; Actinopteri; Perciformes; Percidae
Biological process (GO): DNA repair; DNA-templated DNA replication
Cellular component (GO): nucleus; DNA replication factor C complex
Molecular function (GO): DNA clamp loader activity; ATP hydrolysis activity
Source: RefSeq, a predicted model, not a curated record